AUGACUCAUGCGCAAGAAGCAAGUGGUGUUCGACGUGUUAUUGGGGGAAAUCAUCAGUCCAGUGCAACGAAAACGAUAUGGAAACUGUACGACGAAUCACAGGAUAGAUGUCAAACUGUGGUCGAACAAACUGAAGAGAGGAAAUCGGAAAAAUCAUUUUUACAAAUGUUUGGUGAGAAAAGGCCCAUGUACUUUCUACGAGCACAUGAGACUAUGUGGGCAGGACUGCGAAAUCAGCUGCAUAUCGGCAAACAGUGUUAUCCGCCGGAAGCGACGAACGUAUUUUCUUGGGCGAAAUUCCGUAAUCGCUACAACCGCUUUGAUGUCAUUCUGUUUGUCCUAUGUUGUUUCUCGUUGUCAUAUAUUUCACCUGGGGUGAUUACGAAUAAAGAAUCUCGCUUGUGGAGAGACUAUUCUGGACCAGAUACGUUCUUUGCGGAUAUUUUCUGCCAAGUUGAAGUUGUUCUCGUGCCCAGUUCUUAA
Messenger RNA from Haemonchus placei, 483 nucleotides. The record is from the annotation of a GenBank genome assembly. Lineage: Eukaryota; Metazoa; Nematoda; Chromadorea; Rhabditida; Trichostrongylidae.